This is a messenger RNA of Pistacia vera, 708 nucleotides long. RefSeq lists its product as uncharacterized. The transcript is spliced from 3 exons. Lineage: Eukaryota; Viridiplantae; Streptophyta; Magnoliopsida; Sapindales; Anacardiaceae. Bases 1 to 708 code for a protein of 235 amino acids. The record is from RefSeq and is a predicted model, not a curated record. Gene Ontology annotation, molecular function: transcription cis-regulatory region binding. Gene Ontology annotation, cellular component: nucleus.
AUGGGUGACCCAAAGAACUCCGCCACGCCAUCAACCACCACGAUCACGACCGCCAUCCCGCCCUACACGCGUCCGUUACCUGAUUCCUGGAGUCGGAAGAAAUCACAGUUCUCUACUAUCAUUGAUGCUCUCAACGCUAUUCCUAAUAAAAAGCACCGUACUGAUGUUCAAUGCAAGUCUCGCAAGGAUUAUAUCAAGAAAAUACACGAGGCCAAGAAGAGACCUGCCACAUCCACCUCUUCCAACAGAAGAAUCCUAAAAUCUUCUUGGCCGUUUCCCGAGUAUAUGGACACCUUGAUGGCGAAUAGAGCCUCGGCUCAUCUGCUGAAGCUUAUGCUGGCCGUGCAGCAAGUGGUGAACGAUGUUCCAUAUCCAACAUCCAGCUUUCAUAGAAAGGAGCAAGCUACAGCAGUUAAUGAGGUGACGACGCCAGUUUCAUCAACACUGACUUCACCAUCUCGAUUGGGUUACGGUUUUUCCUCGCUUCCGUUAACUGUACGUGCUCGUGCCCGUAUAGAUUCCUGUAGCGAAGAGGCCCGUCUAUCUUCCUGGAGCCAAGAGGCUACCUUUACUCUCAUUGAAGCCUGGGGCUGCCGUUGUAUGGAGCUCAUCCGAGGUAAUCACCAUCAAAAGAAUUGGCAACAUGUAGCCGACGCCGUCAAAGCACUUCACGCUAAGUCUGAGAAAAAGCACCGGACUCGUUUUUAA